AUGCGGGGCAGCGGCUUGAGUAUCGAGCGCUUCAUCAAGGGCAAGGCGCAGCGGUCUAAGAGCGAUGCCAAAAGUAGGAAGAAGGCUAUCAUUCACAAGGCUCAGCGCCGGCGCCAGUACGAGAAGGAGAAGAAGCGCGAGGAGAAAGCGGCUGGAGGAGAUGGAGACGCUGGUGCUGGGACGUCGUUCUAUGACCGCUUUUUUAGUGAGUUAAAAAGUGGCAAAGUGGAUGAGGACGCAGAAGAGGUGGAGGCGCGCGUCGAUAGAAAGCAGGAAAGAGAAGAGAGGAAGCACGUGGUGAAACCUGAUCCGUUUUUUAAGGCUAAGAAGAAAGCAGCUAUUACAAAAAUGGAGAAGCAACGGACUCGCGAGGAGAAACAGAAACGGAUCGCGACUGCGGAGAAGAAGGUGACGCAGCGCAAGAAACGCCAUGUGAAACUGAGUCAGCGUACGGCAACGGGUCAACCUGUCGUGAAGAACCACAUCAACGAUAUUUUGUCGCGAUUGCAGGCGGAGAAGAAGAGGGAAGGCAAGUAA
Phytophthora nicotianae INRA-310 is the source of this 537-nucleotide messenger RNA. RefSeq lists its product as hypothetical. The record is from RefSeq and is a predicted model, not a curated record. Bases 1 to 537 code for a protein of 178 amino acids. Lineage: Eukaryota; Oomycota; Peronosporomycetes; Peronosporales; Peronosporaceae. The transcript has 2 exons.